CUUUCUGCAGGGUCGUCAUGUCAAGACGGGACAGCUGGCGGCCAUUAAGGUCAUGGACGUCACAGAGGACGAAGAGGAGGAGAUUAAGCUGGAGAUCAACAUGCUGAAGAAGUACUCCCAUCACAGGAACAUCGCCACCUACUAUGGAGCCUUCAUCAAGAAGAGCCCACCUGGCCACGACGACCAGCUCUGGCUGGUGAUGGAGUUCUGUGGAGCUGGUUCUAUCACAGACCUGGUGAAGAACACCAAGGGAAACUCCCUGAAGGAGGACUGGAUCGCCUACAUCUCCAGAGAGAUACUCCGGGGAUUGGCCCAUCUGCACGUCCAUCACGUCAUCCACCGGGACAUUAAAGGCCAGAACGUCCUGCUGACGGAGAACGCUGAGGUCAAACUGGUGGACUUUGGUGUGAGUGCGCAGCUGGACCGCACGGUGGGCCGGAGGAACACCUUCAUCGGAACGCCCUACUGGAUGGCACCGGAGGUCAUCGCCUGUGACGAGAACCCAGACGCCACCUACGACUACAGGAGUGACUUGUGGUCAACUGGAAUUACAGCUAUAGAGAUGGCAGAAGGAGCUCCCCCCCUGUGUGACAUGCAUCCAAUGAGAGCGCUCUUCCUCAUCCCAAAACCCCCUCCACGCCUGAAAUCAAAGAAAUGGUCUAAGAAGUUCUUUAACUUCAUUGAGAGUUCUCUGGUGAAGAACUACACCCAGCGGCCGCCCACGGAGCAGCUGCUGAAGCAUCCCUUCAUCAGGGACCAGCCCAACGAGAGGCAGGUCCGCAUCCAGCUCAAGGACCACAUCGACCGCACCAAGAAGAAGAGGGGGGAGAAGGAUGAGACAGAGUAUGAGUACAGUGGAAGUGAAGAAGAGGAGGAAGAAACACCAGAGCAGGAGGGGGAACCCAGUUCUAUAGUGAAUGUUCCGGGCGAGUCGACCCUGCGGCGUGACUUCAUCCGGCUGCAGCAGGAGAACAAGGAGCGCUCGGAGGCCCUGAGGCGUCAGCAGCUCCUGCAGGAGCAGCAGCUCCGCGAGCAGGAGGAGUACAAGCGCCAACUACUGGCCGAACGGCAGAAGCGCAUCGAGCAGCAGAAGGAGCAGAGGAGGAGGCUGGAGGAGCAACAGCGUCGUGAGCGCGAGGUGCGUCGUCAGCAGGAGCGCGAGCAGAGGAGGCGCGAGCAGGACGAGAAGAAGCGCGUGGAUGACCUCGAGAGGAGGCGCAAGGAGGACGAGGACCGACGCCGCGCCGAGGAGGAGAAGAGGAGAGCAGACAGAGAACAGGAGUACAUCCGUCGGCAGCUGGAGGAGGAGCAGAGGCAUCUGGAGAUUCUGCAGCAGCAGCUUCUGCACGAGCAGGCCAUGCUACUGGGGUGUAAGUGGCGUGAGCUGGAGGAGCAGAGGCAGCUUCAGCAGGAGCAGCUCCCAUUGGACAAGAGCAAACUCACACUGCAGCAACAGCCGCUCCCAUUGGACAGGAGCAAACUCACACUGCAGCAACAGCCGCUCCCAUUGGACAGGAGCAAACUCACACUGCAGCAACAGCAGCUCCCAUUGGACAAGAGUAGGAUCACGACACAUCAGCAGCAGCUCCUAUUGGACAAGAGCACAAAUGGGCUGCGAAACCCACAGCCAUUGGACAGAAGCAGAAAUGACUCACAAACACCUCAACAGCCAUUGGACAGAAGGAGAAAUGACUCACAAACACCUCAACAGCCAUUGGACAGAAGCAGAAAUGACUCACAAACACCUCAACAGCCAUUGGACAGAAGUAAACCACGCCCACAGCUGCCUAAUGGACCCAUAUCAGAGAAAAGUAAACAACAACAACGGUUACCUCAUCGCUCCCAUCAUCCACCCCCGUCAGACUCAAGACCCGCCCCCACAUUCACACCCACCAAUCUAGUCAACGGUAUGGACCCGCCCCCACCUCAUCCACCAAUCACAGGCCCCAUUCUGGACUCAGCGGAACUCAGUGAGCCAAUGGGAGAGGUGGAUGAUCGCUACAGGAAGAACGUCGUUCAGGGAUCUCCUCAGGCAGCCCCGCCCAAACCGACUCCGCCCGCUGUGCCGCCCCGCGCCGACGCCCAUGGCAACGGGAACGCCCCCGACAGCCAGGCCAUGCACCGCCCGGUGGAGCCGCAGGACCUGACCUCCCUGGCGAAGGAGCUGCGUGCGGCGGAGGAGGUGCGGCCGCCUCACAAGGUGACGGACUACUCUUCCUCCAGCGAGGAGUCUGGGACCACCGACGAGGAUGAGGAUGACGAAGAGGUGGACCAGGAGGGAGGAGAGGAGUCCACGUCAGGACCUGAGGACUCACGGGCUGGUUCAUCUCGUCUGAGUAAUGGGGAGACAGAGAAGGUUGGUCAUGGAGACGGAGAGAGCGAAGCCUCGUCCACACCCUGCAAGGACAGCACACUGGUAAUGAGACAGUCUCAAUCAGCGACGACACAGAAGCAUAAGUCGUCAUCCUCCUUCACACCGUUCAUCGAUCCACGUCUGCUUCAGGUCUCGCCUUCUACAGGCAGCGCACUCAACAACGCAGGUUACGGGAGCGAUGCCCGGCUGGCGGAGGCCCUGCGUGCCGACGCGUCCCGUAAAGGAUCGGUGGUCAACGUCAACCCCGUCAACACGCGCCCCCAAAGCGACACGCCCGAGAUUCGCAAGUACAAGAAGAGAUUCAACUCUGAGAUCCUGUGUGCAGCACUCUGGGGGGUUAACCUGCUGGUGGGCACUGAGUCUGGUCUGAUGCUGCUGGACCGCAGUGGCCAGGGGAAGGUCUACCCUCUCAUCAACCGCAGGCGCUUUCAACAGAUGGACGUGCUCGAGGGCCUCAACGUCCUGGUCACCAUAUCAGGCAAGAAGAACAAGCUGCGUGUGUAUUACCUGUCCUGGCUGCGUAAUAAGAUCCUGCACAAUGACCCCGAGGUGGAGAAGAAACAGGGCUGGGUGACUGUGGGGGAGCUGGAGGGGUGUGUGCACUACAACGUUGUGAAGUACGAGAGAAUUAAGUUCCUGGUGCUGGCACUGAAGAACUCAGUGGAGGUGUAUGCCUGGGCUCCCAAACCAUACCACAAGUUCAUGGCCUUUAAGUCGUUUGGAGACCUGGUGCACAGGCCAGUGCUGGUUGACCUGACGGUAGAGGAGGGUCAGAGGUUGAAGGUCAUCUAUGGGUCGUGCUCGGGGUUCCAUGCUGUGGACGUGGACUCAGGAGCCGUCUACGACAUCUACCUGCCCACCCAUAUCCAGACCAGUAUCCAGCCCCAUGCCAUAAUCAUCCUGCCCAACACAGAUGGCAUUGAGCUGCUGGUGUGCUACGAGGACGAGGGCGUGUACGUCAACACUUACGGGCGCAUCACCAAAGACGUGGUGCUUCAGUGGGGAGAGAUGCCUACUUCAGUGGCAUACAUCCGCUCCAACCAGAUCAUGGGCUGGGGAGAGAAGGCCAUUGAGAUCCGCUCCGUGGAGACGGGCCACCUGGAUGGAGUCUUCAUGCACAAGAGAGCCCAAAGACUCAAGUUCCUGUGUGAGAGGAACGACAAGGUGUUCUUUGCCUCGGUGCGUUCGGGCGGCUCCAGUCAGGUAUACUUCAUGACGCUCGGCCGCACCUCCCUCCUCACCUGGUAGAGGCCCCGCCCACCCUCCAGCCACACCCACUUUUCAAGACCACCACGGAACCGACUCAAAAAAGAAAAAAAUCCCACGGAUGAUCUGGACUACAACUGAUCUGGACUACAAGUGAUCUGGACUACAACUGGUCCCUGCUGUGAGGGCUGCGCCGCGCUGGCGCACGCUGAUGAUGUCACAGAUGGGGACUCUGUACAGAUAUUAAAGCCAAGCUGACGUAGAGGAGGAGUGGGGGCGGAGCUUCAGUGUUAUGCUAGUCUGUGUUUCUUGUGUGUCUGUUGGACCACUGCGCUACGGGAUUGGGUGGAGCCACCUGUCAGUCAUGAAACAACAGGGGGCAUGAUGGGAAAUCAUUAAAGGCAUGUUUGUGAAGGAGUUGGUCCCUGGUAGGAGAGGAAUAGUGUCUGUGUGUGUGUGUGUGUGUG
This is a messenger RNA of Clupea harengus (Atlantic herring), 4047 nucleotides long. RefSeq names its product mitogen-activated protein kinase kinase kinase kinase 4-like. Gene Ontology annotation, biological process: protein phosphorylation. Gene Ontology annotation, molecular function: protein kinase activity; ATP binding. The record is from RefSeq and is a predicted model, not a curated record. Gene Ontology annotation, cellular component: cytosol. Lineage: Eukaryota; Metazoa; Chordata; Actinopteri; Clupeiformes; Clupeidae.